UUUAAGCUUUAACGACCAAACCAUAAAAUACACAAUUAAAAAAACGAGUUUGAUUGUCAACGGAAGAAUGAAGAAUCAUCAAAACCAAAACCAGCUUACAAGUUGCAAUGUGUAAGCUGUACCUCUCAUAAUCAUCAUCAUUCUCUCUCUAAAUUACUCUUUCAGAUCUCUUUCUUUCUCUCUCUUCUUUCAAUUGACUCUCAAACAAUUCAUUUCAUUCCAAACUUUUUACAAAUACAAAGAGUUUUUUGUCAACCCCUUUUUCCCACCAACCUAAGUACCCAACUACAGAACACAACUACAACUACAACCCUUUAACUAGUUUAAGCUUUGGUUUGGUGCUGUUUUUAAGUUUUUUUUAAAUGGGUUGUUUUCAGUCAAAACUGGGUCCACUUAAACAACCCCUUAAUCACGCUACAAUCAAUGGUGGUGGUUCCGCCGUUGUCGGUGAUGGUGCUUCGGCGGGUUUCUCAGAGUUUACUUUGUCGGAGUUGAAGACGGCCACCGACAACUUCAGUUUGAAAUCGAUUGUUUCAGAAGGUGGUGAAAAGGCUCCUAAUGUUGUUUAUCGUGGCCGUCUUCAAAACCGUCGAUUGAUCGCUGUUAAGAAGUUUUCUAAGCUUGCUUGGCCUGACCCUAAACAAUUUGCUGAAGAAGCAAAAGGAGUUGGGAAAUUGAGGCACAAGAAAUUGGCGAAUUUGAUUGGGUAUUGUUGUGAUGGAGAUGAGAGGUUAUUGGUUGCGGAGUUUAUGCCUAAUGAUACUCUUGCUAAACAUCUCUUCCAUUGGGAAAACCAAACUCUUGAGUGGGCAAUGCGACUGAGAGUUGCUUUAUAUAUUGCUGAAGCUCUGGAGUAUUGCAGCACCGAAGGUCGCCCACUUUAUCAUGACUUAAAUGCAUACAGGGUUCUCUUUGAUGAGAAUGGUGAUCCACGACUUUCUUGUUUUGGCCUGAUGAAAAACAGCAGAGAUGGAAAAAGUUACAGCACAAAUCUUGCCUACACACCACCAGAGUAUCUAAGAAAUGGAAGAGUUACCCCAGAAAGUGUAGUCUUCAGUUUCGGAACAGUCCUUUUGGACCUCCUUAGUGGCAAGCAUAUUCCUCCGAGUCAUGCUCUUGACAUGAUACGAGGCAAAAACAUUCUUGUUCUAAUGGACUCGCAUUUGGAAGGCAACUUCUCAAACGAAGAGGCAACAGUUGUUUUUAAUCUUUCCUCGCAGUGCUUGCAGUAUGAACCUAGAGAGCGACCAAAUGUCAAAGACCUAUUUACAACACUUGCUCCGCUGCAGAAUAAAGCUGAUGUUCCAUCUUAUCUAAUGCUGGGAAUACCAAAGCCUGAAGAUGUACCUCCUACACCUCCGCAACCACUUUCUGCCAUGGGAGAUGCCUGUUCUCGUUUGGACCUCACUGCAAUCCAUCAAAUACUGGUUUCAACACACUACAAAGAUGAUGAAGGGACCAAUGAGUUAUCUUUUCAAGAGUGGACACAGCAGAUGAGAGACAUCUUGGAGGCAAGAAAGCGUGGUGAUUUGGCAUUUCGUGAUAAAGAUUUUAAGACUGCAAUAGAUUGCUAUUCGCAGUUUAUAGAUGUUGGAACUAUGAUCUCUCCAACUGUUUAUGCUCGCCGAAGUCUUUGCUAUCUGUUCACAGACCAGCCUGAUGCAGCUCUAAGAGAUGCAAUGCAAGCACAAUGUGUAUACCCAGACUGGGCAACAGCUUUCUACAUGCAAUCAGUCGCCUUAUCGAAGCUAGACAUGCACAAAGAUGCAGCUGACAUGUUGAAUGAGGCUGCUCAAUUAGAAGAUAAACGACAGCGUAGUUUGAAAGGAAACUGAGGACCAAACUCUUGUAUAAUUCUUUCAUAAUUGGUUCUCAGUUGUUUGUUUUAGUCUUCAUAGUACAGAGGGUGUGUUGGGUGUAUGUAUUACUCUUGCAUUUUGAUGCUGUACCAUAGAGGGAGAGGAGUGUUUAUUUUCUUGUGAAUGUCAGUGGUGCCAUUUAUUAGUAUCAAAAUUCUUUGAAAUAAUUUUAUAUAUGUAUUUUGUACAUUUUCAAACCUAUAAUACAACACAAUUUUGGGAA
Chenopodium quinoa (quinoa) is the source of this 2082-nucleotide messenger RNA. Its product is annotated as probable serine/threonine-protein kinase At4g35230. Gene Ontology annotation, molecular function: ATP binding; protein kinase activity; protein binding. Bases 363 to 1835 code for a protein of 490 amino acids. Gene Ontology annotation, biological process: protein phosphorylation; brassinosteroid mediated signaling pathway. Lineage: Eukaryota; Viridiplantae; Streptophyta; Magnoliopsida; Caryophyllales; Amaranthaceae. The transcript is spliced from 9 exons. The record is from RefSeq and is a predicted model, not a curated record.